GCACUCAUGUGCACAUACCCACCCACAGACACAUGUAAGUGCAAAUAUCCAAAGUUAAAACUGAAACAAUAAAAAACUCCCAUAGGGUUAGGGGUUUGUUUUUUUGGUUGUUUUUUUUUUAAUCCAUGUAUAGUUUUUCUUAUACCUUCCUCCCAGCCAGAUCCCGAAGCAGUCCUACUGUAGAUUUUCCUGUAAGACUUUGUGUUGCCCCAGGGUGGGUGGAGAGGCUAUGUGGAAGGCCAGUGCUGUCAAACACCAGCUUCAGCCCUGGAAAUAGGCCACUGGUGCCGGGCGAGGUGUUCUUCCACAAGUUAGCUGGUACCCCAGUGGUAGGGAGCUGUUCUUUGUUGGAGUUAUUUUACCUGGUGUAAGAAGUCGUUCUUUUUGUUGUGACUGCUGUCCACUCGGUACAGAAGCGAGCAAGCACGCACUACGGGUGUCUGUGCCGUGUGUCUGUCUAGCUACCGUGGUCUUGUGUGCAUGUCCAGAAGUGAAGGCUCGGGGUUGGGCUGCUCUUUCAUGACCAUCUGGUUUGUUUUCGCUUAACACUUCUUUUGUUUCUGUUUUUCUACUGUUCUUUGAAAUGUAGUAAGGCCAGCCUGUACGGACAGGGCCUCAAGGAAGCAAGCUACCCCUGAGCUGAGGCAGUUCCUUUCAGAGAGUCACUGAGCCCUUGUCUUUAUUUCAACAUCAUCUCCUAGUCUGGAGGACAGGACCAGGAACGGAAGAAGACAAAGAGGCGAGGAGACUUGUACUCCAUCCAGACCUCCCUCAUCGUGGCUGCGCUCAAGAAAAUGCUGCCCAUUGGUCUGAACAUGUGUACUCCAGGCGACCAGGAGCUCAUCUCUCUUGCAAAAUCUCGAUACAGCUGUAGGGACACUGAUGAAGAGGUCAAGGAACAUCUGCGGAAUAACCUACACCUGCAGGAAAAGUCAGAUGAUCCAGCUGUGAAAUGGCAGCUGAACCUCUACAAAGAUGUUCUGAGGAAUGAAGAACCUUCUAACCCAGAAAAGACGGUGGAGCGUGUGCAGAGGAUCUCAGCUGCUCUCUUCCACCUGGAGCAGGUGGAACAGCCUUUGAGGUCCAAAAAGGCUGUAUGGCACAAAUUGUUGUCCAAGCAGCGGAAACGAGCAGUGGUGGCCUGUUUCAGGAUGGCUCCUCUCUACAAUUUGCCCAGGCACCGCUCUAUUAACCUCUUCCUCCAUGGCUAUCAGAGAUUUUGGAUAGAAACAGAGGCAUAUUCCUUUGAAGAGAAACUAGUACAGGACUUGGCUAAAUCUCCCAGGGUUGAAGAGGAGGAAGAGGAAGAGACAGAAAAGCAGCCUGACCCGCUUCACCAAAUCAUUCUGCAUUUUAGCCGCAAUGCGCUCACGGAGAGGAGCAAAUUGGAAGAUGACCCCUUGUACACCUCCUAUUCCAGCAUGAUGGCCAAGAGUUGUCAGAGUGGUGAGGAUGAAGAUGAAGAGGAAGACAAGGAAAAAACAUUUGAAGAGAAGGAGAUGGAGAAGCAGAAAACACUGUAUCAGCAAGCGCGCUUGCAUGAGCGUGGUGCUGCCGAGAUGGUCCUUCAGAUGAUAAGUGCCAGCAAAGGUGAGAUGAGCCCCAUGGUGGUGGAGACACUGAAGCUGGGGAUUGCCAUUCUGAAUGGAGGCAAUGCUGGUGUGCAACAGAAAAUGCUAGAUUACUUAAAAGAGAAAAAAGAUGCUGGAUUCUUUCAAAGCCUUUCUGGUCUUAUGCAGUCUUGUAGUGUCCUUGAUUUGAAUGCAUUUGAGAGGCAGAAUAAAGCUGAAGGCCUGGGAAUGGUUACAGAGGAAGGAACACUCAUUGUCCGUGAGCGUGGUGAAAAGGUACUCCAGAAUGAUGAGUUCACACAAGAUCUCUUUAGAUUCCUACAGUUGCUCUGUGAAGGACAUAACAGUGACUUUCAGAACUUUCUAAGGACUCAGAUGGGUAAUACCACCACUGUGAACAUCAUAAUCAGCACCGUGGACUACCUGCUUCGUCUGCAGGAAUCAAUCAGCGAUUUCUAUUGGUACUAUUCAGGAAAGGACAUCAUUGAUGAAUCCGGACAGCACAAUUUCUCUAAAGCUCUGGCAGUCACCAAGCAGAUUUUUAAUUCUCUUACAGAGUACAUCCAGGGCCCUUGCAUUGGGAACCAGCAGAGCCUGGCUCACAGUAGGCUGUGGGAUGCGGUGGUUGGAUUCCUCCAUGUAUUUGCUAACAUGCAGAUGAAGCUCUCUCAGGAUUCCAGUCAGAUCGAGCUGCUGAAGGAACUCUUGGAUCUCCUUCAGGACAUGGUGGUGAUGCUUCUGUCCCUACUGGAAGGAAAUGUGGUAAACGGAACUAUUGGAAAGCAGAUGGUUGACACACUGGUAGAAUCAUCUACUAAUGUAGAGAUGAUCUUGAAAUUCUUUGACAUGUUCUUGAAACUUAAAGACUUAACCAGCUCAGACACCUUCAAAGAAUAUGACCCAGAUGGUAAAGGGAUCAUCUCCAGAAAAGAAUUCCAGAAGGCCAUGGAAGGUCUAAAGCAAUAUACACAGUCAGAGAUUGACUUUCUCCUUUCAUGUACAGAGGCUGAUGAGAACGACAUGUUUAAUUAUGUUGAUUUUGUAGAGCGGUUCCAUGAGCCAGCCAAGGACAUUGGGUUCAAUGUGGCAGUGUUAUUGACAAAUCUCUCCGAACACAUGCCAAAUGAUUCUCGCCUAAAGUGUCUGUUGGACCCAGCAGAAAGUGUGCUAAAUUACUUUGAACCAUACCUGGGUCGAAUCGAGAUCAUGGGUGGGGCCAAGAAAAUCGAGCGUGUUUAUUUUGAGAUCAGUGAAUCCAGUCGAACUCAGUGGGAAAAACCUCAAGUGAAGGAAUCGAAGCGACAAUUCAUCUUUGAUGUCGUCAAUGAGGGUGGGGAGCAAGAGAAGAUGGAGUUGUUUGUGAACUUCUGUGAGGACACAAUCUUUGAGAUGCAAUUAGCAUCUCAGAUCUCAGAAUCUGACUCAACCGACAGACCAGAAGAGGAAGAGGAAGAGGGUGAAGAUUCUGCUUAUGCGAUAGAUAUGGACGGGGAGGAGGAGGAAGAUAAGUCUUUUGAAUCUGCCUCUGCUUUUGCCAUGGCCUGUGCCUCAGCAAAGAGAAAUGUCACCAACUUUCUGAAGAGGGCAACCCUGAAGAACCUCAGGAAACAGUACAGGAAUGUAAAAAAGAUGAGUGCGAAGGAGCUGGUGAAGGUGUUCUUCUCUUUCUUCUGGACGUUGUUCGUGGGCCUCUUCCAGUUGCUCUUCACCAUCUUGGGAGGAAUCUUUCAGAUCCUCUGGAACACAAGUGUUUGGAGGGGCCUUGUAGAAGGAGCAAAGAACAUCAGAGUGACCAAGAUCCUAGGUGACAUGCCUGACCCCACCCAAUUUGGGAUCCAUGAUGAUGCAAUGGAAGCUGACAGGGCAGAAGUGAUUGAGCCGGGUGUCACCACUGAGCUGGUCCACUGUAAAGGUGAGCCAGGAGAUACAGACAUUAUGUCAGAUCUCUUUGGAAUCCACUCCAAGAAAGAAAGUGGCUUAAAACAAGGGCCUGGUGGAUUGGGUGACCUCUCUGAAAUCAUCGGCAAGGAUAACCCUACAUUAGAGAGUACUGUGCGGAAGAAAAGGAAAGCACAGGCAGCAGAGAUGAAAGCAGUGCAUGACGCGGAAGGAAAGGCUGAAUCUGAGAAGGCUGACAUGGAAGACAGAGAAAAGGAGGACAAAGCCAAGGAGGAGGGACAAGCCGAGUACCUGUGGACACAAGUGCCACUGAAGAAGACGCGACGGCGUGGUCAGAAGGCUGAGAAGCCAGAAGCCUUCAUGGCCAAUUUCUUCAAAGGGCUGGAAAUCUACCAGACCAAGUUACUGCACUACCUGGCCAGGAAUUUCUACAACCUGAGGUUCCUUGCUCUGUUUGUAGCCUUCGCUAUCAACUUCAUCCUGCUUUUUUAUAAGGUCACUGAAGAACCUUUGGAGGAAGAGACAGAGGAUGUUGCAAACCUGUGGAACUCCUUCAAUGAUGACGAUGAGGAAGAAGCCAUGGUAUUCUUUGUUCUUCAGGAGAGCACUGGGUAUAUGGCACCAACACUGCGUGCCCUGGCCAUUGUCCACACCAUCAUCUCCCUGGUCUGUGUGGUGGGCUAUUACUGCCUGAAGGUGCCUCUGGUGGUAUUCAAAAGGGAGAAAGAAAUUGCCAGGAAGCUGGAGUUUGAUGGCCUUUAUAUCACCGAACAGCCAUCUGAAGAUGACAUCAAGGGGCAGUGGGACCGCUUGGUGAUCAACACGCCGUAAGUGCCCUUCAUUCCAAUCCUACAGAAGCAAAACUGUGUUAUCACCAUGAGCAAGUGACAUGCUUUAAUACCAGGACAUUUACGACCAUGAAAAUUGUAAGAUAAAUUAUUGUAGUAAAGGUAGAAAGAGAAGUGAACAUAUAAGUAAAGGCAACCAUGUUAAAACUUUAAGCUAUUUCAAUUAAGGUAUG
Messenger RNA from Peromyscus leucopus (white-footed mouse), 4491 nucleotides. Its product is annotated as ryanodine receptor 3-like. Gene Ontology annotation, biological process: intracellular calcium ion homeostasis; calcium ion transport. Lineage: Eukaryota; Metazoa; Chordata; Mammalia; Rodentia; Cricetidae. Gene Ontology annotation, cellular component: calcium channel complex; sarcolemma; smooth endoplasmic reticulum. The record is from RefSeq and is a predicted model, not a curated record. Gene Ontology annotation, molecular function: calcium ion binding; ryanodine-sensitive calcium-release channel activity.